Dendrobium catenatum is the source of this 1956-nucleotide messenger RNA. Its product is annotated as purine-uracil permease NCS1. Gene Ontology annotation, cellular component: plasma membrane. Gene Ontology annotation, biological process: nucleobase transport; transmembrane transport. The record is from RefSeq and is a predicted model, not a curated record. NCBI's taxonomy places the organism in Eukaryota, Viridiplantae, Streptophyta, Magnoliopsida, Asparagales, Orchidaceae. The transcript has a single exon. The coding region runs from base 86 to 1708 and encodes 540 amino acids. Gene Ontology annotation, molecular function: nucleobase transmembrane transporter activity.
AAUUCUCAACUCUCAACCACAGCCAUUCAUUCUGCAUGCCCCACAGGUGGAAUCCUCUCAAGAAGCCCAUCUCCACUGUACGCUCAUGGAAUCCCGCCUCCUCCAUCUCCCCCGCCACCACCGCCCUCCCCUCUUUCCCAUCCAUCUCUCCCCCAACUCCAUCCGCCGCCGUCACCGCCAACUCCAUCCUCUUCCCCAGUUCAAUUCCCCUAUUCCUAUGCAACUUUCCCACGACUCCUCCCUCUCCCCCAUCGUCCAUUCACACUCCCCCUCUGCUUCUUCUUCAUCCGAUCUCGCCCCCAUCCCCCAAUCCCAACGCACCUUUAAGGCUUUCGACAUGGCCAGCCUCUGGAUUGGCCUUGUCGUCGGCAUCCCUUCCUACUACCUCGCCGGCUCCCUCGUCGACCUUGGCAUGUCUUGGUGGCAAGGCAUCGCCACCGUCUCCUUUUCCAACUUCCUCCUACUCCUCCCACUCACCCUUUCCGCCUUCCCCGGCACCCGCCACGGCCUUUCCUUCCCCAUCCUCGCUCGCUCAACCUUUGGCCCACGUGGCUACUUCCUCCCUUCCCUCCUUCGCUCCCUCGUCGCCUGCGGUUGGUUCUCUAUCGAAUCCUGGAUUGGCGGUAGAGCACUCCUCCUUCUCCUCCUCCCACUCCCUCAUCCUCCUCUCCCCCUCCAAUUCGCCUCCUUCCUCUUUUUCUGCCUCGCCCAAAUCGCCCUAAUCUGGCCCGGCAUGGACUCAAUUCGUAAACUCGAAGUCUACUCUGCCCCAAUCCUCAUCCUCCUCACCUCCUCCCUCCUCCUCUGGUCCGUUUCCUCUUCCGGCGGUUUCGGCCCAAUGCUCUCCCUCACCUCCCGACUUUCCCCAUCGGAGUUCUGGCCCGUCUUCUUCCCCGCCCUCAACGCCAACAUCAGCUUCUGGGCAACAGUUGCCCUAAACAUCCCCGACUUCUCCCGCUACGCCCGAACCCAACGCGACCAAAUCCUCGGCCAAAUCGGCCUCCCCGUCUUCAUGGGCCUCUUCACCUUCGUCGGCCUCGCCGUCACCUCCUCAACCCAACUCAUCCUCGGCCGGAUCAUCUCCGACCCUAUCCACCUCCUUGCCGAAAUCGGCGGCGGUCCAAUCACCAAACUCGUCGCCGUCGUCGGCAUCAGCCUCGCCACCAUCACAACCAACAUCGCCGCCAACAUGGUCGCGCCUGCAAACGCACUCGUAAGCGUCAAUCCCUCUCUUUUCAAUUUCCAGCGAGGCGCAGUGGUCACGGCGCUGAUUGGCUUAUUAUUUCAACCAUGGAAGCUGUUGGGAUCGAGUGAGAGCUUUCUGUAUACUUGGUUGCUGGGCUCGUCGGCUCUAAUUGGGCCGAUUGGGGGUAUAAUGAUUGUGGAUUAUUAUCUGGUGAAGGGAAUGGAAUUAGAUGUAGAGGAACUGUAUAAGGAAGAUAGGGAAGGGAAGUAUUACUACUGGGGAGGGUAUAAUCUGGUGGCUAUGGCGGCGUUGGUGGUCGGAGUUUUGCCGGCGUUGCCGGGGUUUUUGAACAAGGUGGGAAUUUUGUCGAACACCUCUGUGUUUUUUGUUGGGGUGUAUAACAAUGCUUGGUUUGUGAGCUUUUUUCUGGCCGGGUUUGUGUAUUGGGCGCUGUCUUGGUUGCUGGCGUUGAACAGAAGGGUUGGGGGAGAGAUUGGAGAGGAAAGAGGAUUGAUUUCUUAAUUUCUUUUACUGAAUUUUUCUACACUGAGGCUACGUUUGGGACAGCUUUUUUAUUUCUUUCUAAAACGGAAUUUUAGUAUAAAUUUUUUUAAUUUUGUACUAAAACUCCGUUUUAUAAAGCAAUAAAAAAGCCGUCCCAAAUGAAACCUGAAUAAUGAUUUUUUGUCCCAUUCUCAGUCUGGAAUGAAUAAUAUUUUACUAGUGAUGCAGCUCAUUUUGAUCUAUCCAUCGGAUGUUUUGGCUACUAA